UGGAACUCAGCAGUAAUCAAAUGAUCACAUAAACUCCUGCUGCUUACUGCCAGAAAUUCACGCAAUUAUCUUCCUUUCUCAUGUACCCGGACUCAUGGUCGACAUACCUCAUAAGCCAUAAUGUCAUCGAGAACGAGGAUCAGCUGGGUAGACGUCGGCUUCUAAUGGAUAUGGUACGACUCCUCGUACCUGGGCUAGUCAACCAAAUCAAGAAAGAGUACAAUUUGCAAAAGAGCACGAUUCAAUGUCAGUUUAUUCCUUUUGGUUCGUACGGUUUGGGCGCGCAUCUCGCUUCUGGUGACAUUGAUGUUGCAUUCUUGGGUCCGUCAACAGUUCGAAGACGCGACUUUUUUCGAAUCUUUGAGGAGCUUUUAAAGAAGCAGGCGACUGUACGAGAUGUUCUUAUAAUUGAUCAAGCGCGUGUACCUAUUAUCAAAUGUACAAUUGACCGAAUACCGGUGGACAUUUGCUUUGUCCGCUUGAAGAUGGAAACGGUUCCGGCAGAUAUCGAUAUUUUGGACAAUAAAAUUCUCACUGGUCUAGAUGAACCGUGCAUGGGAUCUUUGGCAGGCCCUCGUACAUUGAAAUUUAUACUCAAACGAAUCGACAAGGCACAUUUACAAUCAUUUCGAACGGCAGCACAAAGUAUUAAAUGGUGGUCUGUUCAGCGUCAUUUGUACGAUAAACAGCUCGGAUAUCUCAACAGCGGUGCAUUGGUACUACUCUUACUCAAGACAUACAUUAUCGAGCGAACGUCUGGGCGCUCCAUCAAUGUUUAUAGCCUUGUUUCAGCAUUCUUCGCACAAUGGUCCACGUGGCCCUGGCCUGCUCCUGUCAUGUUGACAGAUUAUAUUCCCAACCAUGAUGGCAGCCCAAUCGAUUAUCAAUCACUGGUAGAGUUUGAGAAUGCAUACAUGCCCAUCGUUACACCAUGCUACAGGGUCACCAAUGCUGCCCCUGACGUUACCAAGUCCACCUUACGCGUUUUGCGCCGAGAGUUUACGAGAGGAUACAACAUCACCAGGGCAACCUUUGCUAGUGAAGAAGCAAUGAUUAGAAAGCUUCUCAAACCAUUUGACUUGGUCAAAAACUACACUCAUUUUCUGAAGGUCAUGUUUUCAGCCGAUACGGUCGCUACGCAUGAAGCAUGGUUGCGCAAAAUUCCGGAUAUCUUCCCAAGACUAGUGGAGUUUCUUGAAGAAGUACCACAAUUUCGAGAGCUACAACCAUACACCAAAUCGUAUGUGAAAACGAUUGGCUAUCGGAAUCGGUUGCAAAAGACUGCAGUGCAACUCGGCGAGUUUGUCGAGAAGACAGAGAAAGAUCGAAAAAAGACCUCGCCCCUGGAUCCAGGAUCUUUACAUCGGAUAUCUUAUAUCAUCGGUGUGGAUGUUACUCCUGGUGACCCAGAUGAUAUAGUAAAUAAUACUAUUGAUAUAUCCCGGCAAAUCGCACUGUUUCGAAAUGUAGUUGACUCAAAACGCAACUCCAAGGAACGUGAUCUUGUCGUUAAUGUUGUUGCUACGAAAAGGAAGGAAAUUGCUCGAUUCAUCAAAGAGCAUUCCAUGUAAUAUUCUCCAUCAAAUUCGAUACCUGUAUCAUAAAACUUUUCCAUUAUUUUAGCAAACAAUUAUUGGGCUCACACAAGUGAAAUCAACAAUGUAAAAAACACACACAAAAAAGGAAUAAAAGAGA
This is a messenger RNA of Zychaea mexicana, 1695 nucleotides long. RefSeq names its product Poly(A) polymerase central domain-containing protein. Lineage: Eukaryota; Fungi; Mucoromycota; Mucoromycetes; Mucorales; Lichtheimiaceae. Bases 81 to 1571 code for a protein of 496 amino acids. The record is from RefSeq and is a predicted model, not a curated record. Gene Ontology annotation, molecular function: RNA binding; poly(A) RNA polymerase activity. Gene Ontology annotation, cellular component: nucleus. The transcript is spliced from 10 exons.